Plenodomus lingam JN3 is the source of this 546-nucleotide messenger RNA. Its product is annotated as mitochondrial 54S ribosomal protein bL12m. NCBI's taxonomy places the organism in Eukaryota, Fungi, Ascomycota, Dothideomycetes, Pleosporales, Leptosphaeriaceae. Gene Ontology annotation, cellular component: mitochondrial large ribosomal subunit; ribosome. The record is from RefSeq and is a predicted model, not a curated record. Gene Ontology annotation, biological process: translation. Gene Ontology annotation, molecular function: structural constituent of ribosome; mRNA binding.
AUGUCUGCACCAGUGUCGCGCGCUCUCGGGCGCUGUGUUUGCACGGUCAGGAAUACUGCCCAUGUACGGCCGUCGGUGGUGGGAUCUGGAGCACAGCAGAGGAUACAGCGGAGAUGGGCGUCAGGCAAGGCGGCGAACCCCAAGAUUGCGACCAUUGUGGACCAGAUUAGCCAAUUGACCUUGUUGGAGACGGCAGACUUGGUGUCGACAUUGAAGACACGUUUGAACAUCCCCGAUAUGCCCAUGGGCGGAUUCGCUGCAGGCCCCGCCGGCGCCGCCCCCGCCGCCGCCCCAGUUGAGGAGGAGGAAGCCGCCCCCGCCGCCCAAGAGAAGACCAUGUUCAACCUCAAACUCGAAAAGUUCGACGCCGCCGCCAAACCAAAGGUCAUCAAGGAAAUCAAGGCCAUGUUGGGACUGAGUCUGGUGGACAGCAAGAAGUUUGUCGAGAGUGCACCGAAGAUGAUGAAGGAGGGUGUGGCCAAAGAAGAGGCGGAGAAGAUUGUCGAGACACUCAAGGCGUUGGGUGCGACGGUUGUCAUGGAAUGA